Molecule: messenger RNA, 1115 nt
Organism: Ananas comosus (pineapple)
Lineage: Eukaryota; Viridiplantae; Streptophyta; Magnoliopsida; Poales; Bromeliaceae
Product: formin-like protein 3
Exons: 1
Coding region: 121-1068 (315 amino acids)
Biological process (GO): auxin-activated signaling pathway
Source: RefSeq, a predicted model, not a curated record
GUCCCGGCGCAAAAUAAACUGCCACAUAUGCCACGUCAGCACACCCGCCAACUCACACUGCUCCCUCCCCGCGCCGCGGUGCGGUGAGCUUAAUUUAAAUAAAACCCCCACCCCCUCGCGAUGCCUCAUCUCCCUCUCCCUCUCCCUCUCCCUCUCCCUUACCAACCACUCUUUCCAAUGGCGACGCAGCCCCAUUGCGAGAGGCGCCACGCUCCUCUUCAUUCUCCCCUUCCCCUUCCCCUUCCCCGAUCCUCGCGCCCGCGCAAACCCUCCUUCGCCGCCUCCCUCCUCGACGCCAUCUACCGCUCCCUCGACGCCGACCCCCCCGCCGCCGCCGCCGCCGCCGUUCCAGAUUCCGAUCCCGAUCCGAGGAAGAAGAAGAAGACGACGACCACCACCCCGACCCAUUUGGCCCCGAUCGCCGCCGAGGCGUGGCCCCGCCCCAGCUCCGCCUCCUCCUCCGCCGCCCCCUCCGACUCCUCCAGCUUCGGCUUCUCCUCCGACGCCGAGCCCCCCCGCCCCCGGCCACCGGCUCCCCGCCGCGCCCCGACCCGCCCCGAUCCGCCCCCGCCGACCCCGCCGCGGCCCAAGCCCGCCAAGCCCGCCAAGCCGGGCUCGAUCCGGAGCCGGAUCCGCGAGUUCCGGAAGGGGCGGGGCGGAGCGCCGCUCUCGUGCCUCCUCCGGGCGAUCCUCUCCUCCGCCGGGAUCGCGCGGAAGCACAAGCCCAGGGCGCCGCCGCCACCGCCGCCGCCGCCGCCGCCGCCGCAGAGCAGGCCUGUGCGGUUGGGCGCCGUGAGCGUGGCGGGGGCGGAGGCGGAGGCGCGCGUCCCCGGCGACGCCGAUCUGGCGGCGGCGGAGGCGAGGAGGAGGAGGGUGGAGGAGCUGAUGAGGGUGAUGAGGACGAUGAGGACGAUGAGGUCGAUGAGGUCGGAGGAGGAGGAGGAGGACGAUGAGCGGAGUAGCGAUUCGAGCUCGGAUCUCUUCGAACUUGGGAUCGCCUGCGACGAGCUACCAGUGUACGAGACCACUCAUCCCACCGCCAUUAAUCGAUCUAGCGUCCGUACCUAAAUUAAUUUAGUUUACUUUACUUUUCCUAUAUAUUCAACACAAAGUGG